Zingiber officinale is the source of this 1292-nucleotide messenger RNA. RefSeq names its product GDSL esterase/lipase At1g28570-like. The transcript has 6 exons. Gene Ontology annotation, molecular function: hydrolase activity, acting on ester bonds. The record is from RefSeq and is a predicted model, not a curated record. NCBI's taxonomy places the organism in Eukaryota, Viridiplantae, Streptophyta, Magnoliopsida, Zingiberales, Zingiberaceae. The coding region runs from base 7 to 1176 and encodes 389 amino acids.
CGUGUUAUGGCUACUGCCUCCGCCUAUUCCUGCUUCUUCAUACUCUUCUUGGCGCUGCUGCUGCUGCAGGUGCAGGUCCAUGCAAGGCGGCGCAGCUGCUUCUCUGCCAUAUUCAGCUUCGGCGACUCGCUGCAGGACACCGGCAACUUCGCCCAAGCCUUCUUCAAUACCACCGUCAGCCGGUCGCCGUGGGGGAAUACCUACUUCCACCGCCCCACCGGCCGCUUCUCUGACGGCCGACUCAUCAUAGACUUUAUCGCGGAACGCGUUGGGCUGCCGUUGGUGCAGCCCUACCUCGCCGGAGGAGACUUCUCCAAAGGAGCAAACUUCGCCUUCGCCGGAGCGACGGCGUUGAGCCCGAACGAAUUGGGUAGGUUCGGGGUGGAUACGACUGGGUGCCUGAGUAAGAACACCCUGCGCGCCCAAAUUAACUGGUUCGAGCAACUCCUCCAGUCCAAUCCUUCGUUUCAAGAUCCCAACUUCUUGGAGAGCUCACUGUUCAUGGUUGGGGAGAUCGGAGGGAAUGACUACAACGCAGCUCUCCAUCAGGAUCUGCCAUAUCACAAACUCAUAAGGAUCGUCCCCCGUGUAAUUCACGCCAUCUCCUCCACUAUCACUAGGUUGAUCGGAAUGGGCGCAAAAACGUUGGUGGUCCCCGGAAACCUGCCCAUCGGCUGUAUCCCGGCAUGGCUCUGGCAGUAUCGCCGGGACGACCCCAGCGACUACGACGGCAACGGCUGUCUGCUGUGGCUGAACCGGUUCUCCGAGUACCACAACGUCCGCUUGACGGCUCAGUUGAGCCGGCUCGCGAGGACAUACCCCAACGUGACCAUCGCGUAUGCUGAUUAUUUCGGGGCCGGGAUGCGGAUGUUCUCCGACCAAUCCCGGUUCGGAAUCAGCGAACCUUUUGCUGCUUGUUGCGGAGGCAACGGGCAUUGUUGCAGAGACCCGGAGAAAUAUGCUUCGUGGGAGGGGUUCCACCCGACGGAGGCAACUUACAAGGCCAUUUAUGAAGGAUGCCCACGCCGCCACGGCGUCUGGUGCCGGUACAAGCUCUUCCGGCUGCUGCGCUCGGCAGGCCACGCCGCCACCGCGCCGGAUGAACGGCCGCGUUUGAGGUCCCUAAGCAAGCACAUGGAUGCCACGCCGCCACGUAUUCGCAUUGUCGCUUGCUGAUCGUUCUUGCCUGCUCACGCAGAGGACCACCGAUGGUCCCCGGCGUUGGACCCGAAUGACCAUGUGAUGGUAAGUACGUGCCUAGCCUAGUGCGGUCAUUAUAGGAGAGGACAUGA